This is a messenger RNA of Paramisgurnus dabryanus, 937 nucleotides long. It is a transcript of the gene pdf, whose product is annotated as peptide deformylase, mitochondrial. Gene Ontology annotation, cellular component: mitochondrion. The record is from RefSeq and is a predicted model, not a curated record. NCBI's taxonomy places the organism in Eukaryota, Metazoa, Chordata, Actinopteri, Cypriniformes, Cobitidae. Gene Ontology annotation, biological process: N-terminal protein amino acid modification; peptidyl-methionine modification. Gene Ontology annotation, molecular function: peptide deformylase activity.
UGAAAAGAUCAAGCGUAUCCGCCGGUCUCAUGUCGUUUUCGGAAUCGUCUUUGGUUGUCCCCAUGCUUUUGUGUAUUUUGUAACGCUAGAAAGACAUUCUCAAAUGUUACACUUUAAUUACGUGUAAGCAAUUAUUUCAGUUUAGACCAGAGCUGCUGAACCAGCUUUUCAACCAGCCAUGAACAGACACUGGAGGACAUUUUCACACUGUAUCUUUAAAACUCAAACACAUCAUAUACUCUCAUCACCAUUUAGGAGCUUUUUGCCAUGGUUGCCAUUCCCAUCCACUGCACCCUCACGUACUAAUUCAAGUAGCAUUAAGAUGCGCUCAUACUUACAGUUCAUGAAAAGGAAAAUCAAAGGUGCACCAGCUCCUCCAUACAAUCACGUGUGCCAGGUUGGAGAUCCAGUGUUGCGUUCACAGGCUGCAAUUGUUGAACCUGAAGCUAUUCAGGGACCAGAAGUUCAGAAGAUCAUAAAGACCCUGGUUAAAGUCAUGAGAAAACUUGAGUGUGUUGGUUUAAGUGCACCCCAGAUUGGUGUUCCUUUGCGAAUAUUAGCCCUGGAGUAUCCAAAGAAAAUGCUGGAGGACAGUUCACAAGCUUCUAUUGAAGCUCGGGGUCUGGUGGCAUUCCCACUAAAGAUUUUUGUGAACCCACAAUUGCGUGUAUUGGAUGGACGCACUGUUGUGUUCCAGGAGGCUUGUGAGAGCAUCUGUGGGUACUCGGCAUCAGUUCCACGCUAUGUAUCUGUAGAGGUCACAGGUCUCAAUGAGAAAGCAGAGCCUGUCACCUGGCAAGCAAGUGGAUGGCCAGCCAGGAUACUACAACAUGAAAUGGAUCAUCUCAAUGGAGUGCUAUAUAUUGAUCACAUGGACUGUAAAACAUUUAUAAAUGUCAACUGGGAAGAGUUUAAUGAAUAAAUCUUUCCAAACCUU